AUGUAUCGCGUGAUGGGACCAGAAGAGCUUUUACUAACAUUUUUUAACGAAACAUCCGGAGAGUUAAUUUUUAAUGAGGCGUGUAAAACGGAUAUUUUAGCGUACAAAAGUGGACUUGACAAGAAAGAAAUUUGGGCUUUAAGAAUGCUGGAUGCCUCAUCAAAAAUACCAACAGGGCUUUUGAUAGGAAAUUUUAUAGAAAUGGGCAUGUAUGAUGAGUGCAUGGAAGUUCAUGUAAAUAAAAGUGGCAGCGUAAUUCGUGGAAACCAUUGCACGUAUGUUCUUCACUUGUCAUACAAAAACAAAACUCUGCCCGUAAAUCCUUUAUUGUCGAUUUGCUUGCCGGUAUCCUGUCAGGAGAAAGAUUUGAGUAAUAUCGUGCACAAAAGAAUGGUGGAUACAGGAAGCUACCAAGCUUAUAACGUUACUUCAAUUGAGGUUCACUGUUCUGACGUACAUGUUCGAGAUACGACAGGCGCCAUUAUAACAGGAACCAUCGUAUCUGCCCUUUUCCUUUUGCUGCUGAUUUUCACGAUUAUCGCUCUACUCAAAGAAAAGAAAAUUCUUAAAAGUAAUGUAUUACAAGCAGUAUGCGAAUUGUCAUUAUACAAGAAUAUACGAAGCAUACUGAGUUUAAAUGACAACACAAAUUCCAUAUCCGCCUUGCAUGGUUUAAGAGCUAUUAGUACAACCGCGGUCAUUAUAGGACAUGGUUUUCUUACUAGAGCCAUGAAUUUACAUGCAAACAAUAUAGAAGUAUCUCAGUUUCCUCUAUAUUUAAAUAUUGUGUUGGCACUGGCAAUGUAUGCAGUGGACACUUUUCUUACAAUUAGUGGAUUUUUAGUCUCAUAUUCCUUUUUGAAGAAACAUACAUUGACGAAAGGAAAAUUGAAUUUUGGCAUAUUAACACCAACAAUAGCCGCAGCUGUUUUGGCAUCGAUAUACUUUAUACCAUUUUUUGGCUCGGGACCUAAAUGGAGAAAGAUUUCUAAAGACAUGGCAGCUGACGUAUGUAAGAAAAAGUGGUGGACAAUCUUACUGUAUAUAAAUAACAUCGUAUACAAAGAUAUAAAUUGCAUGCUGCAUUUGUGGUCAACAGCUGUCGAUAUGCAACUUUUUUGGAUAUCUCCAAUAAUUUUAUACCCACUUGUUAAGAAACCAAAACUGGGGUUAUUCGUUUUGAGUUUACUUAUCGCUGCUUCGAUUGCAAUACCUGUAGUAGUGAUUGCCACAAAUAAUUAUCCAUUCUCCUAUAAAACAAAUCUUAGAAAUUCGAAUUCUCAAGAAGGUCCAGACUUCCUGCACCCUAAUAAUCUACAUUUAGCAAUACCCAGGAACAACGAUGCGAACGUAGCAGGCUUCUGUUCCCUUUGGGGUGCUUGA
This is a messenger RNA of Belonocnema kinseyi, 1383 nucleotides long. Its product is annotated as nose resistant to fluoxetine protein 6-like. The record is from RefSeq and is a predicted model, not a curated record. The coding region runs from base 1 to 1383 and encodes 460 amino acids. The transcript is spliced from 7 exons. Lineage: Eukaryota; Metazoa; Arthropoda; Insecta; Hymenoptera; Cynipidae. Gene Ontology annotation, molecular function: acyltransferase activity, transferring groups other than amino-acyl groups.